AAGAAGCAAAAAUACUAUUCUAACAAAGGUCUGAUUUAAAACACUUAAAUCAAUUUGAUUGCUGGAAGACACUUUAAUGUGUUUCGAAUAAACGCUUUUGGACUCUCUGUUUCCUUCGAUAAUCAAACAGGGUUUAAUGUUGCCUUCCCUGUGAGUAAUUCGUCAAGCUUUGAUAUCGUUUUUCUUCGCUUAAACAAUAACUUGUCAUUUCUAAUGAGUAUAUAUUUCUUAUUUUUGACGUGGAGAAUAAUAACCUACUUUAAGGGAGGAGAUUACAGAGCACCCUGUAUAAAGUAAAUAUUUUAUUUAUCAUUCGUUUUUCUUUCAGGGAUAAGAACAAGUGUUAUCGAAGUAGCAGAUGUUUGUUCGAGCCAAUGAUAAAGUGUCCCCUCAUUAGCUGGUUCAUCUUAGCCUUUGGAACAAUGAUAUACAUACUUGCACGAUGCAUGUAUAACAGAGAUUUCAUAAAAUUUUGGCAAACAAGUGAAGGACAUAUUGUUUUGUCAAUAGAAGUUUUAAUAAUUAUUUUUGGUUUAUACAUGGUUUGGCGUCUCAUUGAUGGUAAGAAACAAAGUUUGCAGCAACAUAAUCAAAGACCUACAGAAUCAAGGGUUUAAGAUGUACCUAAAUAAAUAUUAUGUAAAUAAAUGUCAUAAUUGUUUGGAAAACUGCAGGCUUAUUUUCAGAGAGAACCCGAAAGCGAUGUAAGGAAGUUUACUAAUUUCAGUUUCGAAUUAAAGUUUCACAGUGAAACCAAAAAAUUAAUCCAACUCCUGGCAGAGGAUAUAAGAUGCAUGGGACCAGUAACUUAUGGCACUGAGUUAGAAAAAAACAAUGGCAUUGGCUACAAAAUAAAGUUCAAAGAAUUAAAUGGAGCAACAGAAAAUCACCAUGUGUGGGAGAGUAACAUAUUUGUGUGGAUGGUCGACAGUCAGACUGAAGAGGUAGUUGUUUUUGAAAAUGAAGAAAGUGAUGUUUUAAAGAGGCGUGUACUUUUAACCCAUGAAAUGACCUGCCAGCGUUGCAUUAAACAGAAUUGUGGUUGUGGAAAUAAAAAUGAAAGAAGUGGAUGUCCAGUCGCUGUAGGAACGUCUACAUUACAGUUCUUUAUGAAGUGCAAUCAAAACUGUCAAAGCAAGGCUGGAAAUACAAGAAAUAGGAGAAGAUUUAAAAUUAUGGUGACCGAAGGUGAUGGGUCCAAUUUCUUCGCCCGUAUAUUAUGUUUGUCUCAGGAGAUGUUUGUACACAAUAAUUCUAAAUUUGGCGCUAAUCGUAUUGAAAUUAGCAAUACAAAAAGGACCCGUAAAAUUAAACAUGACACUGAUCCUAAGAUUCGAGCACUCAUUCCUUCAGGAGGUUCUUACAAUCAACUUGUUGUUAUCAAUGGAGUUAACUUUGUCGAAGGAUUGCAAGUUUUCUUCGGAAAAACUCCCGCAGAAACUAGAAUAAUUACGGACACAGCAAUAUCCGCUAUUAUUCCUCAGCUUGGAGCGAGUGGAUAUUUCCGGAUUUGCUUGAAUGGAAAUGGUAAAUCUUGUGCCUUUGAAACGCCAUUUCGUUACGUAAGCUCAUCAACCACUCCUUCUUACGAACCAAUAUCACCUAGUCUUCAGAUUUCUCAUCCGAUGUCACCAUAUCGAAGUUUUACUAUCACUGCUAAUGCUCCUAUACUCCCAUUUAGCAGUUCGUCAAAUUCAGCAGUCACCUGUGAUGAAAGCACUAUUAACUACUCCAAUAGUUUUCAAAAUCAAAAUACUCAAAUCUGUUUUACAAACACUCCUCCACAAUCCCCUACCGGAGUGGCUUACGGCUUCAUGCACAGCUACAACUCCCACAGAAACGAAAUGCUAAUGAUGGAACAGCGAACAUAUGACAGUGAUAAUCUGUAUGAUGAUUGUAUGCUGCCUGGUAAAAGGCGUCGCACAUAGACUGUUGUAACUUCACAAUAAAAAUGCGUCUCAUAUUUA
Parasteatoda tepidariorum (common house spider) is the source of this 1967-nucleotide messenger RNA. Its product is annotated as transcription factor COE1. Gene Ontology annotation, molecular function: DNA binding. The record is from RefSeq and is a predicted model, not a curated record. Gene Ontology annotation, biological process: regulation of DNA-templated transcription. Lineage: Eukaryota; Metazoa; Arthropoda; Arachnida; Araneae; Theridiidae.